This is a messenger RNA of Chelonoidis abingdonii (Abingdon island giant tortoise), 447 nucleotides long. Its product is annotated as lysozyme C, milk isozyme-like. Gene Ontology annotation, cellular component: sperm flagellum; acrosomal vesicle. Gene Ontology annotation, molecular function: lysozyme activity. The record is from RefSeq and is a predicted model, not a curated record. Lineage: Eukaryota; Metazoa; Chordata; Testudines; Testudinidae. Gene Ontology annotation, biological process: fusion of sperm to egg plasma membrane involved in single fertilization.
GGGAUGGGGGUCCUGGGGCUGGUGACCCUGCUGGCCUGUCUGAGCAUGGGGGGCCAGGGGAAGAUCUUCACCCGCUGUGAGCUGGCAGAGACGCUGCAGGACAGCGGGAUGGACGGAUACGAGGGAUACAGCCUGGCCAACUGGGUCUGCCUGGCGUUCUACACGAGCGGCUUCGACACGGCAGCCGUGGGGGCCAAUGCGGACGGCAGCUCCGACUACGGGAUCUUCCAGAUCAACAGCGGCUGGUGGUGCCAGGAUGCUCAGAUCCCGUCGGAGAACUUGUGCCAUGUGCGCUGCCAGGAUUUGCUGAAUCCCGACAUCAAGAAUGACAUCAACUGUGUGAAGAGAGUGGUGCAGGAUCCUCAGGGCAUGGAGGCUUGGGACGACUGGAAGGAACAUUGCGAGAAGCAGGACCUGACCGAGUGGGUUGAGAGUUGUAAUCUGUGA